AUGAUUCCAGCUGACAUUUCUGGCGACUCGCCAAUUGAGGAGGUGAGGAACGCAGUUCCUGUCACCGACGACUCGACACUGCCCGUCCUAACAAUCAGGACAUGGGUGUUGGGGCCACUCGUGUGCGCCAUCACGUCUUUCAUGUACCAGAUUUCCACGUAUAGGAGGAGCCAAAUGUGGGUCAGUGAGUCAUGCGCCCAAAUUUUACUGCUUGUGCUGGGGAGACUAUUGGCCUCCACUCUUCCUGCCAAGAUCGUGGGGAUCCCAGGAACAAAUUGGAAGUUUUCUCUCAAUCCGGGACCGUUCAAUGUCAAGGAGCACGUACUGGUGGUCAUCCUCUCCACGACCGGAUUUGAAACAGUACAGUCCAUGUCGACCAUCAAUGCCAUCAAGGUGGUAUACCACAAGAAUAUAAGUGUUUGGGCUUCCAUUUUGAUGAUCAUGACAUCUCAGAUGAUAGGAUUUGGUUUUGCUGGACUGUUCAGAAGGAUUCUUGUGGACAAUCCUUACAUGUGGUACCCCUUAACCUUACCGAAGGUAUCUUUCUACAGAGCGCUCCAUGAGAAAGCACCGAGAGCUAGAGGCCGGCUCAGCGGAUUCCAAAUUCUUGUCAUCUGUGCUGUCUUUGUCUUUGCCUAUUCCAUCAUUCCCGCCUACUUCAUGCAAAUUAUCAUGGUGUUCUCAUUCCUCUGCUGGAUCUGGAAAGACUCGGUCACGGUGCAUCAACUCGGCGCAGGUUACUAUGGUCUUGGGAUCGGUUCUCUUGCCAUUGACUGGGACUCGGCUACUGCUUGGGUGGGCAACCCUUUGAUAUUGCCUAGGUUCACGAUCGUGAACACACUGGUCGGGUUUGUGGUUAUAAUGUACGUGUGCAUACCGGUGGCCUAUUGGAUGAAUUUGUUUGAUGCAAAGAGGUUCCCGAUAUUGACUCCGGACUCAUAUGAUUAUUCGGGGAACCAGUACGAUAUUACCCGGGUUUUUGGAGAAGAGUUACAACUUAAUGAGCUGGCGUACAACGAGUACUCAAAGAUGUACAUGAGCAUCGGAUAUGUCUUCAAACUGGGGUUCACAUUCGCUGCCUUAACCGGAGCAUUGACUUAUUUUCUUCUGUUCCAUGGAAGGGAGAGCUGGCAGCAGCUGAACCAGUCAAUGAAAAACGAGAGCAAGUCCGGCGACAUUCACAAUGAGCUCAUGAAGAAGUACGAGCCGAUCCCUCGGUGGUGGUUCUACGUGAUUAUCGUGUCGAUGGUCAGUCUUGGCAUUGCCAAUUGCCAAUUCUUUGGCCAAGAAUUCCAACUUCCGACUUGGGCAUUUCUACUGUCCUUGGCUAUACCAUCCAUCCUCAUUCUUCCCCUGGGCAUAAUUGAAGCUACCACUGGCACUUACCUCGGAUUAUCAGUUGUCGCCGAAUUGAUCAUCGGCUAUUUAUACCCAGGGAGGCCUAUAACCAGCUUCACUUUCCCGGCCUAUGUUCAAAGCACUAAGAUGCACGCCAUCACGUUUUUAGCCGAGUUCAAGCUAGGGCAUUACAUGAAGAUCCCGCCGAAAUCUAUGUUCCUUGUUCAGAUCUUUGGCUCGCUCCUCUCCAGCUCUGUCAAGCUCGGGACCGCGUGGUGGGCCCUGACGUCGGUUGAGAACAUAUGCGACAGAGACAAGCUGCCGAAGGGGAGCAUGUGGACGUGCCCCGGCAUCCAGUCCUCCCUGACCGACUCCAUGAUAUGGGGCGGGCUCGGGCCGGCCCGGAUUUUCACGCCGGGGGCCUACGCGGGCAUCUACUUCUUCUUCCUAGUGGGGGCGGCUGCUCCCCUGGCGGUGUGGCUCGUGGCCCGCGCCUUCCCUGGAAAGAAAUGGAUCCGGCUCAUCAACUUCCCGGUCAUCUUCAUGUCGGCCUCGUUCGUGAUCCCGGCCCAGCCAGUGCACUACUGGACGUUCUUCGCAGUGGCGGCAGCGUACCACCUGGUGGCCCGGAUGGCAGCAAAGGAGUGGUGGGCCCGGCACGUGUACGAUGUGUCCAACGGGUUGGACCUUGGGUAUGCCUUCUUCGGGGUGCUCCUCGCUCUGAGCUUCGGGUUUUCCGAAAUACAGGGGCCAUACUGGUGGGGCAGGGACUUCGACUCCUUCUGUCCAUUGUCCGAGUGUCCAACCGCACCGGGCGUCCUCCACGAGAACUGCCCGGUCUUCUGAGACUGCCUGGCUUGAAUCUCAGCACACAAGUCAUAGCCAUAGCUUUUGUUCUUAGGUUUCAAGUGGCUGUUGUUCUCUAGUUUUGUAGAUUUCAGUGUCACCUGCAUUACAGCAGGGAGGUUGCUGCCUUGAUGUUCUCGAAGGCUGUCUUUAGUUUUCGGUCUCGACCAUGUGGCAAUCUUCGCCUCGGACCGCGUGUCUCGGCACCAGACG
This is a messenger RNA of Syzygium oleosum, 2397 nucleotides long. Its product is annotated as oligopeptide transporter 1-like. Lineage: Eukaryota; Viridiplantae; Streptophyta; Magnoliopsida; Myrtales; Myrtaceae. Gene Ontology annotation, molecular function: oligopeptide transmembrane transporter activity. Bases 1 to 2184 code for a protein of 727 amino acids. The transcript is spliced from 6 exons. Gene Ontology annotation, biological process: transmembrane transport. The record is from RefSeq and is a predicted model, not a curated record.